UGCGCGAGAUGGCAGCCAGUGAAAUAAGGCGGGCUAUCGUUGGACGUAUUCCUGACUGCCUACGCAAUUGUGUGAAUAAGGAAUACUUCCUGGGAGGGACAGCUGCCACUGCCGCAGGUUACGCAGAUGGCACGAAUGGUGGUUAUUACACUGGAGCACUGCCUGUGCAGCAGGCACACUCAACAACACCACACGGCCAGGUGCCACACUCAGUAGCAGCUGGUGCUGGUGGCGGUGCGGCAGGUGCAGGAGCAGGCACUGUCCCUGGCCUUCCUCACAGUAUAUUCCAUCAAAAAAUGAGGACCGAUGAUAACGUAACAAAUCGCUUCCCACAAGCACACUCUUGCCUCUGAAUACACCAGACCCAUCUAACCACCAUUCACAGAAGCCAGAGCCGUCAGAAGUGCAUUAACAGGGUACACCCUGAAAAUGCUCCCACAGGCCCAGCAAAGGAGAGACUUAUCCUACGAGGAGGAAAAACUU
Molecule: messenger RNA, 483 nt
Organism: Schistocerca americana (American grasshopper)
Lineage: Eukaryota; Metazoa; Arthropoda; Insecta; Orthoptera; Acrididae
Product: C-terminal-binding protein-like
Exons: 2
Coding region: 9-353 (114 amino acids)
Source: RefSeq, a predicted model, not a curated record